AUAUAUAUAUAUAUAUCUCACGAAGGAGAAACCUGUGGCCUUCCAGAUUUUAAAGGACUCUUAACUCCAGUUCCUAUCCACACCAACGGUUAGGGAUGAUCAAGGUUUUUCCAACAACUGCUGAAGGGCUGCAGACUCUUUUCCCGGGGAUCGGUGGGAGCACGACGUAAAAUGUCAUCUGACAGCUUGUCGAGCAAAGCCCUAAAGAUCAAACGGGAAAUGGGCGAGAACACGCCACACCUUUCCGACGAAGAACUAAUGGGUUUGUCGGUGCGAGAACUGAACCACCACCUGCGGGGCCUGUCCAAGGAGGAGGUAGCGCGGCUGAAGCAGCGCCGGCGCACGCUGAAGAACCGUGGCUACGCGGCCAGCUGCCGGGUCAAGCGGGUGUGUCAGAAGGAGGAGCUGCAGAAGCAGAAGACGGAGCUGGAGAGGGAGGUGGAUAAGCUAGCGAGGGAGAACGCCGCCAUGCGCCUUGAGCUCGACGCCUUGCGCGGCAAAUACGAGGCGCUGCAGGGCUUCGCCCGCACGGUCACCGCACACGGCACUACUGGCAAGGUGGCCACUGCCAGCGUCAUCACCAUCGUCAAAUCUGGCUCCAACCAGGCCACAUACUCCUAGUGUCCGUAAGCCCGUGUUGCGAACUGAGUCCUGUUGCCAUGCCUCUGCCCAGCUCUCACCUAGAAUGGCUGUAGCUGCACUGGCCCCUCCCCCUUCUUCCACUUUUCUUCUGCCAUCCAAAGGAGACAGAAUCAACUUGAAGACGAAACGGCUGAAUGUUGAACUUCCUCCUCUGUCCCUUAACCUUCAUGAGGAGAGGCUGGGAAGGUGGUGUCCGACUUGCGUAAUUAACUGUUGAUGUUUAUCCGUGGAUUGAAAUGCAGUGGCCAGUUAUCCCCUUUUUCCUCUCUCCCCCUCCCCGUUUUAUGUUUGCCAGGUUUUUCUCCUCUUGCCUUUCUGCGUACCCUUGCCCCCAGCUGAUGCAAUGGGGUGGGCCUAGAGAGGGCUUCCCUGCUAUAAGCUGGGAACACAGACUCGGAGAACCUUUCGGUUGCAAGGGUUAACAAAAGGGAAAUAACCUUCCUGUGAGAGGGCAAACUAGCUAGAAGCCGCCAUGUUGUCGGUGAGAGCUGCCGCUGCAGGAACCAUCCAGGUUGAAGCAAGGUUCUGGAACCCUUGUCAACUCACCUUUCUCAUCCUGGCCCUGUGUUUGUCUGUGUUGUCACUCUGCCUUUCCUCUUCAUUGUAUCUCACAGCCAUGCACCCUUUGGCUCAGAUCUCUUCAAUUUGUGGGUGUGGUUUGAACUGGCUGUAGCAAGAGCAGCCCUAAUUAGACCUGGGCCUUUGGUAAGUGGGCAGGCUCAAUAACAAUAAAGAGGGAACUAAUUGCAGCAAGGGACAAGGAAGGAAAUUAUUGCCGUACGGUCGUACGAACGAUCUGAGGAAGGGGUCACUGAGGUACAUGCCGAGAAGACUAGGUCAGUUGCUGGUAUCCCACUCUAGCAUAGCAUGCUAGAAUACAGCGCACCGCAGUGAUUUGAAAAGGCAUCCACUGUCUCCAGCUGUGCAGGUGUGCGUGACGCUAGUUCAUGGGACACUACGUUGUAACGGUGCUCUUGGGCUGAGGUUGCAAGAUCUCUGACGUAGAGUGGAAGCAACGUCCUAAAGAGAGGGAGAGCAAGCUAGGAGAAAGUGAGGAGGGGAGUGAUGGGGCGAGGCAGGAGAAUGAAGGGUAAAGCACGUGAAAUAGUUGAGAUGGGGAAGGGGAAACAGGAUUAUAACUGAAAUCCUGGGAAAGCCAUUUGGUUCUAGUGUGAAUAGUUUGCAGAGGCAUCGCUUUGGUGGCCUGUUGCCCAAUUUUGCGGUAUUCCUGCUGAGUGAGGGGUAUGAUAAUUAGGGGACAAAGAGGAGGCAGUCAGAAAGAAACCCCAGCAUGAUCUGCAAAGUGUGUCUUUAUUAUACUAAAUCAACCUGUGUGAAAAUAAAUAGCAGAUGAGGUAUUGCGAGGAGAGAAACUUCCAUAUUUACUCUCCAUCUUCCCUGUGUAGUGUGAAAAACUAGGCCCAGAGCAUCAGGAAAUAAUUAAACAUCAUCGUUACAAAAGUUGAAAAGCAUCUACUUUCAGGAGAAUUUAAUUAUGCAGAGGACUGGCCCAGCCCCAAAGUCAGGAGGAUUCUGCAGCAGGGAUGGGGAACCUGUGGCCCUUCAUCUCUUGUUGGGUUGCAACUCCCAUUGUCCUUGCCCUUUGCUCAUGUUGGCUGAAGUUGGUGGGAGAAGCAGCCGAACAACAGCUGGAGAGGCGUCAGUUCCACUUCCCCAACCUAGACUAAAAGAAAACCCUAUGAACCCCUUUGUGCUCUCUGUAAACAAGUGGGGAAAUGUCCAUUCACUCUGGUGGAGGAAGGAGAAGAAACUGCACGUAGGAACACUCAUCAAACAGGAAUGAGUGUUCUCUGGCCUGCAUCCCCCUUCUCUUUGCUCCAUUCAGUUGUAUGGAAGAGGGGAGGGGGCACUGCAACUGGUGCAGGGAGGGGAGGGUGCAGAAGAAACACAAUUUCCUCAGCCCUGUGCAAGCCAGUAAAUGUAUAUGGAAAGAUUAAUUUGCACACAGGGCAGUUUAAAAUAGCUUAAAGCAAUCCUGGCUACACAAACCAAAACUGAGAGCUCCACACCAAGAGCAAUUUCUGCCCUAAUAAACUACCCAGAUAAAGGUUGGUUGGAGAAACUGAGGUGAAGGGGAAGCUGAGCUUUGCUCGGAGGAAUUAAGAGCUGCUCAAAUAUUUAUCCCAGCAUCCUUUUAAGGGUGCAAUCCUGGGGGUUGAUGGGAGUUUGAUUCCAAGGUUUAUUUGGAGGGCAUGACAUUGGUUAGCCUGAUACUAGAUGCCCAAUUCACCCGGGAGAAUAAGCCCCACCAAACUCAGUAGGACUUCCUUCUGAAUGGACACACAUAAGGUGGCACUGUAAAUAAGGCUGAUUAGCAAAAGUUAUGCAUUGCUGACCAGUCAGCAUUUGAGUGAGUUUAAAUGUCCCUCUAGAUUACUGCUCUUCCACUGGGAAUGAGCAGUGGUGCCAUAAGAAGCCCAGCAGAGGCUCAGUUUAAAUGUGAUGCUAAGUGGGUUUUAAAAAUACAUGCUGAGCCAGGCUUCAAUAAAGCUGCUGUUCCCUUUAAACCAGGUUUGGGAUGGAAUUCGUGGGCCAGAUGCGGCACAGAGAUGUGCUAAUGGUGCAUGCAGGAACCAGCACCCGAUUAAAGCAUAAUAUUCACCUCUAAUCCACCGGAGGAAAUCGGUUUUGGUCCAUCACCAUCAACUUUAUAAUCGGACUAGAAUUUUGGCCCAAGCUGGGAGCGUAAGAGGGG
Messenger RNA from Podarcis raffonei (Aeolian wall lizard), 3358 nucleotides. RefSeq names its product MAF bZIP transcription factor F (gene MAFF). Gene Ontology annotation, biological process: regulation of transcription by RNA polymerase II; regulation of epidermal cell differentiation. Lineage: Eukaryota; Metazoa; Chordata; Lepidosauria; Squamata; Lacertidae. Bases 172 to 621 code for a protein of 149 amino acids. The record is from RefSeq and is a predicted model, not a curated record. Gene Ontology annotation, cellular component: nucleus. Gene Ontology annotation, molecular function: DNA-binding transcription factor activity, RNA polymerase II-specific; RNA polymerase II cis-regulatory region sequence-specific DNA binding. The transcript has 3 exons.